UCGUCGCCGGGGUACCUCCCCGGCGCGCGCGCGGAGGAGGAGCGGAAUCACCAUGGCCGCGUCGCCCGGGCGCUGCUUCUUGGGGUGGGACUUCAGCACCCAGCAGCUGAAAGUAAUUGCGGUAGAUGAACAGUUGAGAGUCAUCCAUGAGGACAAUAUCAAUUUUGACAAAGAUCUCUCGGAAUUUGGGACUCAAGGUGGUGUUUAUGUACAUGAUGACAGAUUAUCUGUCUCUUCUCCCGUGUUAAUGUGGGUCAAGGCCCUGGAUCUGAUUUUGGAAAAGAUGAAGUCUGCAGGCUUUAAUUUCUCCACUGUAAAAGCUUUGUCUGGAGCUGGGCAGCAACAUGGAAGUGUCUAUUGGAAAGAAGGAGCGAGCUCUGUUUUGCAGAAUUUAUCACCUGCUCUUCCUUUACAUCAAUCACUGAAGCAGAAUUGCCUCUCUGUCAGCAACAGUCCAAUCUGGAUGGAUUCCAGCACAAGGGCCCAGUGUACUUCUCUGGAAAAAAAGGUUGGAGGGGCUCAGAAACUAGCUGACAUCACCGGCUCCCGAGCUUAUGAGCGUUUUACAGGAAACCAGAUAGCGAAGAUUUACAGCCAGAAUCCUGAAGUCUAUUCACAAACUGAGAGAAUUUCCUUGGUCAGCAGCUUUGCAGCCUCCCUUUUCCUGGGUGGUUAUGCUCCCAUAGAUUAUAGUGAUGGUUCUGGCAUGAACUUAUUGCAGAUCCAGGACAAAGUUUGGAAUGCAGUCUGCCUUGAUGCUUGUGCACCCCAGUUAGAAAAAAAACUGGGCCCACCUGUGCCCUCCAGCAAAAUACUGGGUUUAAUUUCACCAUAUUACACUGAACGCUUUGGAUUUAAUCCUGCCUGCAAAAUAGUUGCAUUUACUGGAGACAAUCCAGCGUCUCUGGCCGGAAUGAGACUUGCAGAAGGAGACAUUGCAAUUAGCCUCGGCACUAGUGAUACCUUGUUUCUCUGGAUUAAAGAGCCAAAGCCUGCUUUGGAAGGUCACAUUCUCUGCAAUCCAGUUGAUUCACAAGCAUAUAUGGCCCUACUUUGCUACAAGAACGGUUCCUUGAUGAGAGAGAAGGUCCGAGAUGAGCUUGCUUUGGGUUCAUGGGAAGAAUUCUCCAAAGCUCUUGGGUCAACAGCUGCUGGAAAUUAUGGAAACGUGGGUUUCUAUUUUGAUGUGAUGGAAAUUACACCAGAAGCUGUGGGAAUUCACAGGUUCAACACCCACAAUGUCCAGACACCAUCGUUCCCAAAGGAAGUGGAAAUACGGGCCUUGAUUGAAGGACAGUUCAUGGCCAAAAGGAUCCACGCAGAGAAGCUGGGAUAUAAAAUCUUGCCAACCACAAAAAUCCUGGCUACAGGCGGGGCAUCCCAUAAUAAGGCAAUCUUACAAGUCCUGUCUGAUGUGUUCAGUGUUCCAGUGUACACUAUUGACACUGCUAAUUCAGCCUGUUUAGGUUCCGCUUACCGGGCAAUCCAUGGACUUAUGGCAGAGACAAGCGUGCCCUUGACCGAUGUUGUGAAAUCAGCACCAGGGCCCCGAUUAGCAGCUACUCCAGCACCAGGCGCAGCUCAGAUCUACCAACCCUUGCUUAAAAGAUACAUGGAGCUUGAGCAGAAAGUGCUGAAUAAGCCAAAAUAGCAUCUUCUAAGAGAAUCUACCAAUAAUGAUUUAAAUGAAAAGCAUACUGAAGAAUGAAAGAAACUGGACCCACAACUGUGUGAAACAUUCCUUAAUUUGUAAUUGAAAUAGAAAUUGUGGAAUAAAUGCGGUGCUUGUUCUGUUUA
This is a messenger RNA of Candoia aspera, 1797 nucleotides long. RefSeq names its product xylulokinase (gene XYLB). Gene Ontology annotation, cellular component: cytosol. Gene Ontology annotation, biological process: phosphorylation; xylulose metabolic process; D-xylose metabolic process. Gene Ontology annotation, molecular function: D-xylulokinase activity. The record is from RefSeq and is a predicted model, not a curated record. Lineage: Eukaryota; Metazoa; Chordata; Lepidosauria; Squamata; Candoiidae. The coding region runs from base 53 to 1651 and encodes 532 amino acids. The transcript is spliced from 19 exons.